This is a messenger RNA of Dinoponera quadriceps, 3154 nucleotides long. It is a transcript of the gene ValRS-m, whose product is annotated as valine--tRNA ligase, mitochondrial-like. Gene Ontology annotation, biological process: valyl-tRNA aminoacylation. Gene Ontology annotation, cellular component: cytosol. Bases 282 to 3092 code for a protein of 936 amino acids. Lineage: Eukaryota; Metazoa; Arthropoda; Insecta; Hymenoptera; Formicidae. The record is from RefSeq and is a predicted model, not a curated record. The transcript has 17 exons. Gene Ontology annotation, molecular function: valine-tRNA ligase activity; aminoacyl-tRNA deacylase activity; ATP binding.
AUGAAAUGUAGCGAUGAGCACACUCUGUGACUACAGAAAAUACAAGAAAUGCACGAGUUUGAAGCAUGUAUAUACUUACAAUGCGUUUAUCGUUGAAAUCGCCUGACUAUAAAUAAAUAUAAGUAUUAAAUCUUCGCCUUACUAAAUUGUGCGUGUCUAUUUCGUACCAAAAUUAAAACAGUGAAGAUUAGCAAAGGCUCCUACGCAAGGACUGUCAUUAAGUUAUCAAACAUGCAGCGGUUGAGCAACCGUUUGACCGUUCGCGCGAAUUUCUGCCGGAGAUGUUACUGUUCUUCCGUAAAAUCGAACAACGAUCAAAGAUUGAUUUCCCCGCAACGUAUAACAUAGAGAACGUGGAGCAAAGGUACAAUGUGUGGCAGCAAAACAAGUACUUCGCCUCUUCGAGGGAGAGAGCCAGCGACAGCGACAGGAAGGAUUCCUUCACCAUGAUUUUGCCACCCCCUAAUAUCACAGGGGUGUUACACUUGGGUCACGCUCUCACCGCCACCGUCCAGGAUGUCUUGGCCAGAUGGUACAGGAUGAGAGGUUACUCAGUGCUGUGGAUACCAGGUCUGGACCAUGCUGGUAUCGCCACGCAGGUCGUCGUGGAGAAACACUUGCGUCACACGCGGAAUCUGUCGCGUCUCGACUUGACCAGGGAGGAAUUCACGUCGCUGGUCUGGCGAUGGAAAGCGGACAAGGCCGGGACGAUCCGGGAUCAGCUGAAGAUGCUGGGCGCCAGUCUCGACUGGGACCGGGAGUACUUUACCGUCGACCAGCGUCACAGCGCGGCGGUGACGGAAGCUUUCGUGCGGUUGCAUGAGCGAGGCCUGUUGUAUAGGGGCUGCGACUUCGUCAACUGGUCGCCCUCGUUGCGCAGCACCGUCAGCGAAAUCGAGGUGGUGGACGUGGCUGUUCGCGGAAGCACCAAGCUCAGUGUGCCCGGCUACCGAAACAAAGUGACUUUCGGCCGUAUGAUGAAGUUGGCCUAUCCCGUGGAAGACUCCGAGGAGGAGUUGAUAGUGGCGACGACCAGGCCGGAGACUAUAUUCGGUGACGUGGCUCUCGCCGUGCAUCCGGACGACGAGAGAUACGCGAGGUACAUCGGCCGGCGUGUUACGCACCCUGUCAGAAACGUUCCCAUCCCCAUCGUGGCCGACUCCGCGGUCAGGAAGGAUUUCGGCACCGGCGUGCUGAAAAUUACGCCGGCGCACGAUCGCAGGGACCACGGCAUCGCCAAGAAGCACAAUCUGCCUCUCAUCGGCGUCAUCAACGAGGACGGUAACAUGACAGAUGUCUGCAAGGGUUUCGAGGGAUUACCGAGAUUCGACGCCAGGGAGAAGUUAAUGCACGAAUUGUUCGUUCGAGGAGUUCUACGGGACGUGAACAACGAGCACAGCGUGAUGCUGCCGCGCUGCUCGCGCUCGCAGGACAUCGUCGAGCAACUGUUGAAGGAACAGUGGUUCGUGAAAUGCGACGAAAUGGCUAAGAACGCCGUCGACGCGCUGGAGAACGAAUCGCUGAGGAUCGUGCCCGACGUGCACGAGCAACAGUGGCGAGACUGGCUCGGUAAUAUCAGGGAUUGGUGCGUGUCGAGGCAGUUGUGGUGGGGCCACCAGAUCCCGGCGUAUUCCGUAGUCUGUGACGGCUCGUGGAUAGUUGCACGUUCUGAGGAAGAGGCUCAUUCGAUAGCCAGGAGGAAAUAUGGAGACGCCGUGGAACUCCGUCGAGACGGAGACGUCCUCGACACGUGGUUCUCCUCGGCGAUCGUGCCGUUCGCCACGCUCGGCUGGCCUGAAGAUACGCAGGACAUGGCGAAGUACUACCCGUUGUCUCUGAUGGAGACCGGCCACGACAUCCUCAUGCUCUGGGUAGCAAGGAUGGUGAUGCUGGGCCUGGAGCUGACGCAACGUUUGCCCUUCAAGGAGGUAUUGCUGCACGGAGUUCUGUGCGACGCCAACGGCAGGAAGAUGUCCAAGAGCUCCGGCAACGUUAUCUCGCCGGAGAGCAUUAUCAACGGCUGCAGCCUGGAAGAGUUGAACGCGCAAGCGACGCGCAGCCACGAGGCCGGCAUCCUCAGCGCCGACGAGCUGCGUCGGACGCUUCGUGUCAACGCCAAGUCUUACCCCGAAGGGAUAAUCGACUGCGGCGUAGACGCUCUCAGGAUGGCACUGUGCAGUCGUAACAUCAAAAAUCAUAAUGUCAGUUUCGAUAUAGCAGACUGCCGGACGUAUAAGAACCUGUGCAACAAAAUCUGGCAGGCGAGUAAGUACAUGUUGCUGAUGGUGAACGAGGACCGAGAAGGAAACGAAGAUACGGAAAAUCUGAGCAAUCUGGACCGGUGGAUCCUCAGCCGAUUGUCCCAAACGGUGGAGACGGUGAACACGGCGUUCGCCGAGCGGGAUUUCUACAAGGCUGCCUUCGCGAUUCGUCAAUUCCUGCAUUACGAAUUUUGCGACUUCUACUUGGAGGGGACGAAGUUUGGUUUCAGAGAUGGCGACGCGAGAGUCGCAUCCGGUCACUCGUACACCCUGAAGAGGUGUCUCGAGGUGUCCCUGAGGCUCUUCGCUCCUCUCGUACCUUACCUGGCGGACGAUCUGUACACCAGACUCGCCAAGAAGCUGCCGAUGUCCUUCCUGCAAGUGUCCUCGUUGCUGGAGGCUGAAUAUCCCGAGUUCGAGGAGUUUGAGCAUUUGAGGAACGUUUCGUUGGAGGAGGACUUCCAGAAGAUCAUCGACCUGAUCGACGCGAUCAGAACCUGCAUGGCGAAUGUGAGCAAAAAGUUACAUCCGGAAGUUAAUAUUCUGACCGGAGACGCGCGGGACUACGAUCUGUACAAGGACAACGUAAACUUAAUCAAAGGAGUAAGCAGAAUAUGGAACGUGCCUAUUCACUUGACGAGAGACUGCGAAAUGGCGAGGAAGGAUAACCACGACGAAAUCCGAUAUGUUCACACGGACGACUGCUCGUUGCACAUCGCAAUUGCGGACGCGUCGGCGACGAAACAAAUAAAGAGAAACAUCGAGAGAAAACGAGACCCCAAUACGGAAAAGCCGAAGGCCUCCCCGAAAUUGAAGCAACAAGAGAUCUAAUUCGAAAGUUGUAUAAUUGUCAUUGUACCGUGUGAUUAAUAAGUAAACAAGAUCUAUUUGUA